AUGCCUGAGGUGGCGGUUGCGGCCAAGGGUGAUGCGUCCCGCAAGGCGUUGAAUCAGUCGCUGACUGAAGUCACCAAGAAGCCGCCCAAGAAAGGGAGGAAAACUCGCAAGCAGAGCUGUUCCACUUAUGUAUACAGGGCGCUGACCCAGGCCCACCCUUCCACUUGGAUCUCAUCCAAAGCCAUGAGUAUUAUUAAUCCCUUCAUUGUCGACAUAUUCGAGUGCAUCGCCUCCGAGGCCUCACACCUCAUUCGCUACAACAAGCGCCAUGCCCCAUCUCGGCCAGAGAGAUCCAGAGUACCGUCCGCCUCAUGCCGCCAGGGGAACUGGCCAAACACAUCGUCUCCGAAGGCACCAAAGUGGUCACCAAAUAUGCCAACUCUGUUUAGGUUGAUCAUUCUAAAGAUUAUUAAAAAAAACACUUGA
Molecule: messenger RNA, 426 nt
Organism: Carcharodon carcharias (great white shark)
Lineage: Eukaryota; Metazoa; Chordata; Chondrichthyes; Lamniformes; Lamnidae
Product: histone H2B type 1-A-like
Exons: 1
Coding region: 1-426 (141 amino acids)
Cellular component (GO): nucleosome
Molecular function (GO): DNA binding; protein heterodimerization activity; structural constituent of chromatin
Source: RefSeq, a predicted model, not a curated record